AUGGCUGCUACUGAAGUAUUAGGUCGAUCAUUUUCGGAUGCUCUUUAUGAACGCUACUGUGAUUUUGAUUCGACAUUGGACGACCUAAAAAAUGAUUGUGAUAUCGUAUUUUUUGUUGGUUCAUCGCCAAAAAAAACAGAGUCGGGUCUUAUUCUAAAUGCAUCUACUGUUGUUUUAACCGAUGAACGUAUAUCUCAUGUGGGCGAUCCUCAUGCUGUAACAAUAUCGUGUUUUCAUGUUGAACUUAUUGAUAUAUCAUCCAAUGCGUUUUCGGAUUGGCAUGAAAUAUCACUUCUGCUUUCAUCGUUACCGCAUGUAAAAACAAUCAAUUUAAGCUUCAAUCCAUUCCCUUCUGAUUUACAUAUAUUACCAGUGGAAUUACAAUGGCCCAAUCUUAAUACUCUAUGUCUUAAUGGAAGUCAUAUUGGUAUGGAAAUGAUUGUUGAAUUACUUAAGAAGACACCCAAUUUGGAAGAACUUCAAAUCUGUUCAAAUGAUUAUACAGAAAUAUCAUCGGAUUAUGGAUUUCAACAUGGCACUCUUAAACGUCUUUAUAUAUCAAAUAAUAAUCUAACCGAUUGGUCAUCAAUAUGUUAUCUUGGUCGUUUAUUCACACGUCUGGAAACUUUCAUAGCUAGUGAUAAUCCUUUAAAAAGCUUUCGUUCGGAUGACGAUGUUACUAUAUGUUUACCAUACUUACAUACACUUAGUGUUGAUAAAGUCCAAGUAUCAGAAUGGGACGAUAUUAUUGCAUUGACUAAACUGCCUCGUUUAAUUGCGCUAAGAAUUCAUAUGGCACCGCUUCUUAAGCCUUAUCAAAAAGAUGAACGCUUUUUUCUAUUACUCGGUUAUAUGAAGCAUUUAACGAAAUUAAAUGGAAGUGUAAUAACAGCAAAUGAAAGAGAAACUAGCGAACGAAGAUUUAUUCGUUUCUAUUCACAACAGGACGAUAAACCACAAAGAUAUUUUGAAUUAACGGAAAAACAUGGUAAUCUUAAACCCUUGGUUGAUAUUAAAAUUCGUGCACCUUAUUUAAUCAAUGUUCGACUUGUUCAUAAUCAAAUCACACACGACAAAGAAAUUGAUGUUCGACAAACGGUGCAACAAUUUAAAAAAUAUCUUCAUGAAAUGUUUCACAUACCAUUAACACGUAUACGAAUUUUUCACAUAGACGAUGUUGCUUUUAAUAUGGGUAUUUGUGGACCUGAAGAACUCAAAUAUCCACAAAGAUUACUACACACGUAUAAUAUUCAUGAUGGAGAUCAAUUUCAUAUUGAUAUCAAACAAGAUCCACCAAAACCUCAAUAUUCAAGUAGACUAGCUGAUACUUCUCGUAAUCGUAAGAAAUCUACUGAUACUAAUUUAACCAAUUCAUCAACAUCCUCCGACGAUGAUAAAACAAAUUUGUCACUUGAAAUUUCACCAUUUUCAUUUGAUUCUUUACAAAAAUUAGCUGAGCAGAACCCUCCAAAUCAAACAACUAUAUUUGAACUUGAUCAUAUUUGUCCAUCUGUAGAUAAAAAUAUUCAAAUGAACGACGAAGAUGAUGAUUUGUUAUUAGCAGCAGCGGCCGCUGUUGCUUGCAAUAAUAUGCAAACAAAGUGA
This is a messenger RNA of Rotaria socialis, 1605 nucleotides long. The record is from the annotation of a GenBank genome assembly. NCBI's taxonomy places the organism in Eukaryota, Metazoa, Rotifera, Eurotatoria, Philodinida, Philodinidae.